Messenger RNA from Spinacia oleracea (spinach), 2301 nucleotides. RefSeq names its product protein FAR1-RELATED SEQUENCE 5-like. NCBI's taxonomy places the organism in Eukaryota, Viridiplantae, Streptophyta, Magnoliopsida, Caryophyllales, Amaranthaceae. The transcript is spliced from 6 exons. Gene Ontology annotation, molecular function: zinc ion binding. The coding region runs from base 1 to 2301 and encodes 766 amino acids. The record is from RefSeq and is a predicted model, not a curated record.
AUGGAAAACCUAAUUAGGAGUGUGAUUCAAUCCACUCAAACAAUUCAAGUUCCUGUUGAACCUGAUAUUCAAGAUGCAACAAUGGAGGACGUUCUCUACAAUUGCAUCGAAAACAAUGCUUUGGCACAGGAACGUGAAGAAGAGGAGGCAAUGGAAGCUGAAGAACAAGAUAUUAUUUCUGAUUCUGAAGUAAUUGCAAUAACAGAACCGGAUCAAGAUAUUGUUGGAACACAGAUGGGAUACACUGCCGAAACAGUGGAGGAACUGCUAGGUUUCUACCAAAAACAUGCUAGUGCGGUUGGAUUUUCCAUAAGGAAAGGAAACACGAGAUUCAAAGUUGGGACAAGAAUCGUGCUUGAAAAGACAUAUGUUUGUUCAGCAGCAGGAGUAACAAACAAUGGAAAGAACAAAAAGACAAAAGUGCAAACAGUUGUUCCUGUAGUGCCCAAAAAAGAGAGAAAACCAAGGCAAGUUUCGAUCACGAGAACUCAAUGUAGGGCUUGCUUGAGAGUGAAAAUGAAUUCUGAAGGCAGAUAUGAGGUUGUUAAUCAUGUGAUAAUGCACAACCAUGAUUUAACUAGAAGUCAAUGGCACUACUUGCAUAGAUUUGAAAGGCAAAUAACGGAAGAGAAGAGGGAGGCAAUUGAAACUAUGCAAAAAUCUGGUCUAUCAUCCAUGGCUUCCUUUAACUAUAUGGCAAUUGAAGCUGGAGGUGAAGAAAAUUUAGGACACUCGAAGAAAGACCAUCUAAAUUACUGCACGAGGUUAAAAAUGAAGCAAAUAGAAGGAGGUGACGCACAAGCAGUAACUGACAUAAUGUGUUUAGAGCUUGAAGGUGACCCAAACUUCUUUUUUAGAUUUAGAUUGGAUGAAAAAGGCAAAUUAAGGAGUUUGUUUUGGAGGGACUCUAUGAUGAUGGAAGACUAUGGAAUUUUUGGAGAUAUAGUGGUUUUUGACACAACCUAUAGAACAAACAGGUAUAACCUAAUUUGUGCUCCAAUAGUAGGAAUAAACAACCACUGGAACAAUUGCAUGUUUGGUUGUGCAUUCAUAGGAGAUGAAAAGAUUGAGUCGUUUGUGUGGCUUCUACAAACUUUCAAAAAGUCAAUGGGAGGAAAAAGUCCAAUAUCAAUCUUUACAGAUCAAUAUGCAGCAAUGAACAAUGUCAUCAAUCAGGUUUUUCCAGAUUCAAGACACAGAUUAUGUGUAUGGCAUUUGCAUCAGAAUGCUAUUACCAGAUUUGGGGCAUUGAAACGAGAUCCAACUUUUAAGAAGACAUUCAACUAUUGCUUAUAUAAGUGUGUCACAGUAGUUGAAUUUGAAACCAAUUGGAGAUCAAUGCUGCAACAAUAUGAGCUGAUAGGGGAAGAGUGGUUUACAAAUGUAUACGAUUUGAGAGAAAAAUGGUGCCCUGCGCUAAGCAAAGACUUCUUUUCAGCUGGGAUUUUGUCUUCACAACGAAGUGAAAGCACUAAUCACGCCAUCGGAUUUAGAGCAAACAGAACAACAAUUUUAACUGAUUUCUAUAGAUUGUUCAAAGAAAAUACUGAGUUCUAUGUUGUGUCCAUUGAUGAAGAACCUUGGUCUGCACAGAGAGUAACAUACAUCCACGAGAGCCAGACAGUAUCAUGUACGUGUAAAAACUUUGAAGCUUCGGGAUGGUUGUGCUACCACUGCAUUAGGAUAUUGCACCUUCAUUCGGUUAAUAGGAUUCCAGAACAGUACAUCAAAAAGAGGUGGACAAAAUCUGCCAAGUCAUCGGUUUGGAACAAAUUAGAAAAUGAAAAACCAGAAGAGGUGCAGCACACACCUUGGCGCCAAACCAUGGCUAGGAAAUACUACAACCUUAUCUUGAAAAGCCAGUCAAAUGAGGAGACAAGAACCCUUAUGGAGGAUGGUUAUGCCGCUAGUGUGUCUCUGGUUGAUGAACUUCUAGCAUCAUUAAAUGUUUCAAACACUGAAGACGCUUCAACCACAGAAACAAGUGCAACAGCAGCACCUGAAACAAGUGCAACAGUAGCACCUGAAACAAGUGCAACAGCAGCAUAUGAAACAAACUCAGCACCAGCAGGUACUCAUGCAACAACAACAAGUGAUACAAGUGUACAACAAGCAACAAGUUCUGAACCUGCAACAAACACAGCAACUGAACCUCCUAUGGUGUUGGAUCUUGAACGUUGCACAACAAAAGGAAGGAACAAAAGACCACGAGGACCGCUUGUCAAAAAGAAGAAGGGAAAAACUGCAGCGCCUCCAACAGCAGACUUUGGAACAAUAACUCCAAAUUUGAGAUUAUUUUGA